GAAUAUUCUAAGAGAUUACCAAAAGGUCCCUGGUUCGAAGCCUUUUCGCCCUUGACGAGGAAUGGAAGUGGCCGCUGUUGCCUGCGCCCCCUCGAUCCAUCCCUUGCAUCGCCAGCAGCUAUGUCACUCCCGUUUAGCAUCGCCGCGAUCGCGCUUGGCGUUGCGAUCCUCUUCGUCUGGGGCUGAGCUGUGGAUCCGACGAUCAAAUGUAGGUGUUCGAGCCAUGAGUAGCGAUGGCACACCUGAGUAUCGCCCUAGAGCCGACUUUUACAAGGUAGAGGCUAUUGUAAGACCGUGGAGACUAUCCCAAGUAUCAGGGGCAUUGCUGAGAGCUGGAAUUCGGGGAGUAACUGUGAGCGAUGUUCGUGGUUUAGGCGCUCAAGGUGGAGCUCUCGAACGACAUGCCGGCUCCGAGUUCUCGGAAGACAAGUUCGUGACAAAGAUCAAAAUGGAGGUUGUGGUGUCUGCGGAUCAGGUGGAGCUUGUGAUCGACACGGUUCUGGAAGAAGCGAGAACUGGAGAGAUCGGGGACGGCAAGAUUUUUGUGAUCCCAGUCGCGGAUGUGAUCCGUGUUAGAACCGGCGAGCGCGGACUCCAAGCCGAGAGAAUGGUGGGAGGUCGCGCAGACAUCCUUUCUUCCACCACCUAAGGCUCUUCCAUGCUAGAAAGAACUUUGCUCGAGAUCUAAGAUAAUGCAUGCUAGAAACUUUUGGAUUUUGAUAAUCCACGCUAGACAUGUUUGGAGAACUGUCUCAGGAAGAUAACCCAUGCUAGAAAACCUUUGCUCGAUAAUCCACGCUAGAAAUGUUUA
Selaginella moellendorffii is the source of this 811-nucleotide messenger RNA. RefSeq names its product nitrogen regulatory protein P-II homolog. The transcript is spliced from 7 exons. Gene Ontology annotation, molecular function: ATP binding; enzyme regulator activity. The coding region runs from base 62 to 649 and encodes 195 amino acids. Gene Ontology annotation, biological process: regulation of nitrogen utilization. Lineage: Eukaryota; Viridiplantae; Streptophyta; Lycopodiopsida; Selaginellales; Selaginellaceae. The record is from RefSeq and is a predicted model, not a curated record. Gene Ontology annotation, cellular component: cytosol.